This is a messenger RNA of Fusarium coffeatum, 924 nucleotides long. RefSeq lists its product as uncharacterized. The transcript has 2 exons. Lineage: Eukaryota; Fungi; Ascomycota; Sordariomycetes; Hypocreales; Nectriaceae. Bases 1 to 924 code for a protein of 307 amino acids. The record is from RefSeq and is a predicted model, not a curated record.
AUGGCACUUCUCGGCACGGCUACUGCUACUGCUACUGCUACUGCUACUGCUACUGCUACUGCUACUGCUACUGCUACUGCCACUGUCACUGUCACUGUCACUGUCACUGCCCGUCAUAUGGAUGUAAAGAUGUUUGAAGCGACGCCUUUCAUCAUGGCCCAGAAUAACCCGGUCCAGGAGAUGGAAGUGGCUAUGGCCAGCCUUCUCAUCCGCACGCCCUCCAUUGUUUCACGUCCUCUGGGUGAAAUCAUCAACAGCGAGGAGAUGCUGACCACCCGAGAACUAUCCAUGUUCAUCGACCUUGCUCGUCUCGAAACCCAAGUCGAGCAUCGCGAUGCAGAACUGAUGCCUGAGUUCUCCGACUGGCGCAGAUUCUGGCGUAUGGUCUUCCGACGAUGGAACACUACCCACCCGGAUAACGACAAUCCUCAAGUUGUGGGCAAUGUCUCCGCCGAGACCUCUGUCAAGGUUGGUACCUUGAUAUGCGACCAUCCUCCCAACAAGGCCUUUCCAGGACCUCAACCUAGAUGGCGUUCGGAGGGAGCCGAUGUCUUCCUCGGAGUCUUUGUCCCCCAGUGGCAGAACUGGCUGGACUUUGUGUGGAGAGACUCCAAAGGGAAACCUGUUAAGCCAUCGCUUGUCAAGCUCGACAUGAACAUUCACGAAUGUUUCGAUCUUGCUAUCUCACGAUACGACCGCUGCGUACAAGAUCGUAUUGAAAGGUACAAUGAGGAUUGUAUCAUCGCUACUGCUCGCCGUCGUCUUGUCAACUUCGCGAAAAGGGGCACUGACCACGAGCCCAACAUCAAACCUGGAGACGAAGCACCCCUUCUAAUGCCGAUCGAGCUUGCUGGCAACCGUGCUGAUAGUAUGUCUGGUACCUUCGCUAGCCUCAAGCGACUGCGCGACCAGCGAGUCAAUUAA